AUGGCGGUGCAGCACGCCGUACCGAAGUGCUCGAGGGAGAUCUACCCACGCGUCAUACGCGUGAUUGAGGAAGUCGCGAUGGAGCGCAGCGGGCGCGAGCUUCUCAAACGUGAGGUCACUCUCGAAGAUAUCGAAGAGACACAGAUGAAGUGCACCUUUGGCAGCAAAACGCGCGGAAUUUCGGCAACUAAAGUGGCGCUUGACCCUGCUAUUCCUGCUGGAUGGGAGUUGCAGACUGCGCGUAUUCACAACUCCCCCGACGACUAUGAGCUGCGUGGCGCAUGGCCACGGGGGAAACGAAUCGCAGAAGGCGCCAGAUGCCACUGGCGGUCCAAAGAAGAAGAAGCGCUGUUCGUGAAGCUGCUCUGGGACGGAUGGCAGGCGCAGGGCGGAGCACUGGAGCGCGAGGAAGAGGACAGGUCACGGUGCGCCGUGGACGUAGAUGCUGUUGUGCCCCACCACAGCGACACAGAAGCGGCGAUCGGCGGUGGCUAUAGCUUCAGCGUGAUCGCAAGGAAGGACGCGCAGAGCGCAGUGCCGGCAGGGGGCGCUCCAGCGGGCGAGCUGGACGUGACCGCGCGAGCAUAA
Molecule: messenger RNA, 588 nt
Organism: Phytophthora sojae
Lineage: Eukaryota; Oomycota; Peronosporomycetes; Peronosporales; Peronosporaceae
Exons: 3
Coding region: 1-588 (195 amino acids)
Source: RefSeq, a predicted model, not a curated record